AGCCCCUGAGAGCGCGCUGGGGCCACGGCGCUGUGAGAACCUGCACGGGCGGAGCAGGGCCGCGCACCAUGUCCCACCACUGGGGUUACGGCAGCCACGACGGACCCGCUCACUGGCAUGAGCACUUUCCCAUCGCCAAUGGAGAGCGCCAGUCCCCUAUUGACAUCUGCCGCAAGUCCGCCAAGUACGACUCCUCUCUGAAGCCUCUUAGCUUCAGUUACGAUGCCAGCACGGCCAGAAACAUCGCCAACAACGGGCACUCCUUCAGCGUGGAGUUUGAUGAUUCUUCCGACAAGUCAGUCCUGCAAGGAGGAGCGCUGGAUGGUGUCUACAGGCUGGUGCAGUUUCACAUUCACUGGGGAUCCUGUGAUGGCCAGGGGUCUGAACACACUGUGGAUGGUGUGAAGUAUGAUGCAGAGCUCCAUAUUGUUCACUGGAAUGUAAAAUACGGUAAAUUUGCUGAAGCUGUGAAGCAUCCUGAUGGCUUAGCUGUGGUGGGCAUCUUCAUGAAGGUGGGAAAUGCCAAGCCUGAGUUCCAGAAGGUUGUGGAUGCUCUGAGCUCCAUUCAAACCAAGGGAAAGCAAGCUUCCUUUACAAAUUUUGACCCCACUGGACUCCUUCCUGCAUGCAGAGACUACUGGACAUACCCUGGCUCACUGACCACUCCACCCCUGCUUGAAUGUGUGAUCUGGCACGUUCUGAAGGAGCCCAUCACUGUGAGCUCUGAGCAGAUGUGCAAACUCCGUGGCCUUUGCUUCAAUGCUGAGAAUGAGCCCAUGUGCCAUAUGGUGGACAACUGGCGCCCGUGUCAGCCUUUGAAGAGCAGAGAAGUCAGAGCCUCCUUCCAGUAGCCUCGGUGCUGAGAGUUAGGAAUUGCUGUGUUUGUGAGGAACCCCUUCUGCUAAGCCCAAAUCAAACUUUGCCAUGUGUGCCCAGGCAACAUCUUGUCUCCCAGCUCCAUUCUUUCUUUUGCUCUGCAUCUGAAAUGCCAUCUAAUGAAAUGUGAAAGGCUCUUGGCCAAAUGGGAAAGGGUUUUAAGGUUUGGGGUUGGGGGCGGCAGGGGGUGGGUGGCUGUGUGCAUUUUGGUGACUAUUACUACAGCUGAAACUUUGGUGUAGCAGUAUGUUGGCUACUUGGGAGAG
This is a messenger RNA of Ficedula albicollis (Collared flycatcher), 1142 nucleotides long. RefSeq names its product carbonic anhydrase 2. NCBI's taxonomy places the organism in Eukaryota, Metazoa, Chordata, Aves, Passeriformes, Muscicapidae. The transcript is spliced from 7 exons. Gene Ontology annotation, cellular component: cytoplasm. The coding region runs from base 69 to 851 and encodes 260 amino acids. The record is from RefSeq and is a predicted model, not a curated record. Gene Ontology annotation, molecular function: zinc ion binding; carbonate dehydratase activity.